Messenger RNA from Arabidopsis lyrata subsp. lyrata, 1687 nucleotides. RefSeq names its product inositol-tetrakisphosphate 1-kinase 2. The transcript is spliced from 9 exons. Gene Ontology annotation, molecular function: inositol-1,3,4-trisphosphate 5-kinase activity; ATP binding; magnesium ion binding. Gene Ontology annotation, biological process: inositol trisphosphate metabolic process. The record is from RefSeq and is a predicted model, not a curated record. Lineage: Eukaryota; Viridiplantae; Streptophyta; Magnoliopsida; Brassicales; Brassicaceae. Gene Ontology annotation, cellular component: cytoplasm. The coding region runs from base 360 to 1535 and encodes 391 amino acids.
AAAAAUAAAUAAAUAAUCUGAAAAGAGGAAAAACCAAAAAAAGCAGCAAAUCUUUGGGAACGACCAUUUCACUAUAACAUCUUUUUUCUGCAAUUCUUGUCUUGUCUCUAUAAAUAUUUGAUCUCCAGACCAAUCUCUCCCUCAAACAUUUCCUCAUCACUUCUCCUUUCCUCUCUGAUUUCUUGCUUCGAGUUUUGAUCUAUACGUAUAGUUAUCUCUCUCUAUCUCUCUCGCUCUCGUUCUCUAUCUCGUUUCUAGGCAGUGUCAAUUUCACCACUUGUGUGUAAGCGGAUAUAGAAUCUGAGAGGAAUCUUCAAAGAUUCUCCCUUUGCUUCUUCUUUUUUACACCGUUUCUAUUAAUGUUCGAGACACUUGCUUCCGGCGAAAUCGAAACUGCCAGAUUGAGCCGUAAUUUGGGGAUUACGUCCAAUUUAGGGUUUUCCUGCGGUGGAUUUGAAGACUUUGCUAUGAGAUUUGAAGGGGAAAACAUGGUGCCACUCAAAGCUGAAGAGGAGGAAGAAGACGAAGAUGUUGUGGUCACCGAAACGACGGCGUUUCAGUUGCAACAACCGUUGUUUCUUCAGCAGCAGCAGCAGAAACUCGUUGUUGGGUAUGCUCUGACUUCGAAGAAGAAGAAGAGUUUCUUGCAGCCCAAGCUUGAACUUCUUGCUAGAAGAAAAGGCAUUUUCUUUGUCGCCAUCGAUUUGAACCGGCCCCUAUCUGAACAAGGACCAUUUGAUGUCGUUUUGCAUAAGUUGCUGGGAAAAGAGUGGGAAGAGGUUAUUGAGGAUUACCAACAAAAACAUCCAGAAGUGACUGUGCUUGAUCCUCCAAGAUCAAUACAGCGUAUAUAUAAUCGACAGUCGAUGCUUCAGGGUAUGGCAGAUUUGAAACUGUCAGAUUGCAGUGGCAGCCUUUUUGUUCCAAAGCAAAUGGUCGUCUUGAAAGAUUCAGCAGCUAGUGCUGAUGAAGUUGUGGAAGCUGGUCUUAAAUUUCCACUAGUUGCAAAGCCGCUCUGGAUCGAUGGAACUGCAAAGUCACAUCAAUUGUACUUAGCUUAUGACAGGCGGUCGCUUGCAGAACUCGAUCCCCCUUUAGUCCUUCAAGAGUUUGUUAAUCAUGGUGGAGUUAUGUUCAAGGUUUUUGUGGUGGGUGAUAUUAUAAAAGUCAUGAGACGGUUUUCUCUACCAAAUGUGAGUAAGUGUGAAAAAGCCAAAGUUGAUGGCGUCUUUCAAUUCCCAAGGGUUUCAUCAGCUGCUGCUUCAGCAGACAAUGCAGAUUUGGACCCUCGUGUUGCUGAGCUACCUCCAAAGCCCUUCCUCGAGGCGCUGGUGAAAGAGCUAAGAAGCUUAUUGGGACUUCGUCUUUUCAACAUAGACAUGAUCAGGGAACAUGGGAGCAAAAACGUGUUUUAUGUUAUUGACAUCAACUAUUUUCCUGGUUACGGAAAGAUGCCAGAUUACGAGCAAGUCUUUGUAGAUUUCUUCCAAAAUCUGGCGCAAGUCAAAUAUAAGAAGAGACAACUUUGUAAAUGAAAGGCAGUUGUUAGAUGUUCUUAAUGAGCCACAAAUAAUAAAUGUCUAAUUAUGGAUUUGUACAGAAUUAGCCUCUCCCUUUUGGAAGCAGUAUCAGAUGAACAAGUUUUGCUUACUGAUUUUGAGUUUUAAAUAAAAUAAACGUUUCUUCA